Molecule: messenger RNA, 1119 nt
Organism: Sceloporus undulatus (fence lizard)
Lineage: Eukaryota; Metazoa; Chordata; Lepidosauria; Squamata; Phrynosomatidae
Gene: MCIDAS
Product: multiciliate differentiation and DNA synthesis associated cell cycle protein
Exons: 7
Coding region: 1-1119 (372 amino acids)
Biological process (GO): negative regulation of DNA replication; negative regulation of cell cycle
Cellular component (GO): nucleus
Source: RefSeq, a predicted model, not a curated record
AUGCAGAGCCCCAGCAGAGGAGGAGGAGGAGGGCCGGGGAGGCGAGCCUGUGCAGACCUCUGCCCCAACAGGGUCCAGGCUCUGGCCCAGAGGCUCAGCCACAAGAAGCCCCCGGGCAAGGCGGCAGGGAAGCAGGUCCCAAGGAAGAUCCAAACCAGAAGCAACCCAAUAGCCAUUUAUAAUGACCCCCCUCCGGACUCUGUAGACAUAGCAUUUGCUACCAUCGACUGGCAAGAUUUAGCUGACUGCACCUCAGUCCUUCAGCAGGAGGCUGCUAGAGUCUCUACAGCUCCACAGAGCAUCUGCUUGCAGCCUGAGCCUGACUUUGACUUCCAGGAGUUUCGCGAUGCUGUGGAUAGCUUCAUCUCUGAUUCAUCCUCUCUGAUGCCUCCUCUGAUAGAUUCUGCUGACUUUUCUUUUUCUGUGGAUGAUGAAAGACCAUUCAGCCCUUGCCUUGAUCAGUCUUCUCAGGUUGAUCCUGUCUCACAGACGAAUAGAGAAAACUUUUCUUCUACUGAGCAAUACUGGAAAGAUUUGGCAGAUCAUAACCAGAAAGCACUGGGGGAUGCACUUGUGGAAAAUAAUCAGCUUCAAGUGACGUUGACCCAAAAGCAAGAAGAGAUUGCUUCCUUGAAAGAAAGGAACAUUCAUUUGAAGGAACUGGCCAGCCAAGCAAAACAGCUUGCCUCUGUGCUGGAUAAGCUGAUGAUUCCGCAUUGCAAAGAAAGCCUAGAUAUUUCCCUCAUCAAUGGCCCCAACAAGAGAAGCCUCAAGCAUGUUUCCCUUGCUGAGCAAGAAGAUGACAUGGAAGUGAAUGAAAUUUUGCGAGAAAUAUCGGACAAAUGCAAUGCAGCCUUGCAGUCCAUUGAUGACAGAGGCCCGAAGCGCCCUCGUGGGGAGAAUGAAGCAAUCCAUAUGUAUGGAGCUUUCCAGGGACUGCAGACAUGCAGCAGCCAUAGCUCCCUGGACAUGAGUGGCAGCGAACUGGAGGAUAGUGUCUCCUUCAGCACAUCCAUCAAAGAGCAUUGUAAUAUCCGGACACUGGCCUUCCCUCAAGGCAAUGCGUUUACUGUCAGGACAACUAAUGGGGGUUAUAAAUUUAGAUGGGUACCUAGCUGA